Molecule: messenger RNA, 1026 nt
Organism: Eimeria mitis
Lineage: Eukaryota; Apicomplexa; Conoidasida; Eucoccidiorida; Eimeriidae
Exons: 4
Coding region: 1-1026 (341 amino acids)
Source: RefSeq, a predicted model, not a curated record
AUGCUGCUGCUGCUGCUGCAGCAGCAGCAGCAGCAGCAGCAGCAACAGCAGCAGCAGGAACAGCUGAUGCUGCAGCUGCAGAUACAGCACGAAGAAAAAGAAGAAGAAGAGGAGGAGUUGCUGCUGAAAAAGCAAAAAAAGAAAACGCAAAACGAAGAAGUACAGCUGCAGCAGCAGCAGCAGCAGCAGCAGCAGCAGCAGCAGCAGCAGCAGCAGCAGGAGCAGCAGCAGCAGCAGCAGAGAGAAGAAGCAGAAAAAGAAAGACAAGUGAGAGAAGGGGCCAUUAGUUUUUUUUAUGAGGUCGAUAGAAAAGAGCCAGCAGCAAUACUGCAUGCGCUGCCUGAGCUGCUGUCUGCUCUGGGUGCAGCAACAGCAGCAGCAGCAGCAGCAGCACCAGCAGCAGCAGCAGCAGCAGCAGCAGCAGGAGCAGGAGAAGCAGCAGCAGGGAGGAGUGGAGGAGGGGCAGCAGAAAGGGCUGCUGCUGCUGCAAUCAAAAAAGAAAGAGACAGAAUACUCAGCAGUGCUGCUGCUGAGCUGAGGUGUAUGUGUAAGAAAGCAGCAUUCAGGUGUAUAGGCAGAUACAAAAAUUUUAAUAGAGGGAAAGAAGAUAAUAUAAAUAACGAUGAGCUGCAGCAGCAGCAGCAGCAGCAGCAGCAGCAGCAACAGCAGCAGCAGCAGCAGCAGCAGAUGCAGCAGCAAAUGCAGCAGGAACAAGAACAGACCCAAUCGCUCAAUUGUAAUACAGAGGACGGUGUAGCCCUAAAGAACGCGAUCAGCGAAUUGCUGCAAAAGAUAGCAGCAGCAAGAGGAGAAACAAAUGAAGAAAACGGGAGAGACACAGCAGCAGCAGCAGCAGCAGCAGCAGCAGCAGCAGCAGCAGCAGCAGCACGUCAAACAAAACAGCAGAAACAGAGACAGCAACAGCAACAGCAGCAGCAGCAGCAGCAGCAGCAAGAAGCAACAACAGCAGCAACCAUGGAGACGCAGGGGAGGGCCAAGGAGAAGAAACAGACAAAGAAGAGAUAA